UCAGGGGCCUCUCUUCCCGCAAGUUCUUUCAGCCCUGAGUCGCCUCAACGUUUUCUCUUAGGUACCACCGUAUCCACUCAGCCAACGCCUCUUAUUCUUCCCUCCACCUUAGCUUCGACACACAAUAUCUCUUCUGGACGUACCAAGUCCAUCAUCGAGUCAGGGCCGAGGAGUAGUAUUCUCGGUCUUUCCAGUUCUAGCACUUUGGGUGAACAAAUCAAUCGGUUCGUAGUUUUGGAGUAUUAA
Molecule: messenger RNA, 246 nt
Organism: Protopolystoma xenopodis
Lineage: Eukaryota; Metazoa; Platyhelminthes; Monogenea; Polystomatidea; Polystomatidae
Source: the annotation of a GenBank genome assembly